This is a messenger RNA of Acanthoscelides obtectus, 461 nucleotides long. The record is from the annotation of a GenBank genome assembly. Lineage: Eukaryota; Metazoa; Arthropoda; Insecta; Coleoptera; Chrysomelidae.
AGGGUUGGAAAAAAUCGCUGAAGAGUUGAUGGGCCGAAGGAAAUGGAAACUAUACCAAGAAUCCAUGUCAAGAAAUUAUUUACAACCGUUGAACAACAAUAUAAAAAGAACAAACUUGUCAGAAGACGAAGAAGAGUACCAGAAGGAAGUCAAAACGCAAAGUGCGGUUUUGGAUACGGAAAAGGAAGACGAGUCGUCCACGACAGUAAAACAGGAGACGAACGGCGGCGGCGAGGACGAAGGCGACAACGGCAGCUCGCCAGCGGCAGAGGCGGCGGCGUCGGAAACAAAAGAAGAGCAGUGUCAGAAGGAAAACGAAAACGAGGCGGCCUUGGAACGGCUCCAAGACUGGACGCCGGAGACCAAGUGCUAUUUCUGUGUGGACGGCAAGCUGGAUAGUGAGCAUACUGCACACGGGGUUUUGGUAAGCAUUGUUUCUAUGACCGAGAUGUAGAGCAAGG